Messenger RNA from Copidosoma floridanum, 2161 nucleotides. It is a transcript of the gene Syn2, whose product is annotated as Syntrophin-like 2. The record is from RefSeq and is a predicted model, not a curated record. Gene Ontology annotation, molecular function: structural molecule activity; protein binding. Lineage: Eukaryota; Metazoa; Arthropoda; Insecta; Hymenoptera; Encyrtidae. Gene Ontology annotation, cellular component: intracellular anatomical structure; dystrophin-associated glycoprotein complex.
CAAAGUGCAAGCUGGCACGAUAAGAGAGGAAAAAAAAAAAGAAAAAGAAAAUCAAACGAGAGAGGAGGAGGAGUAGGAGGAUACAUUAUUCUCGAGCUCAGUUGGAGUGGCGGCACGCACCUCUCGCAGCAUCCCAGCUCGCGCGUGUGCAUAGGUGUACUUGUAUAAAAUAUACAACACAAUAUACUUGCCACACUGUACGAAGAGGAGGAGGAGGAGGAGGAGGAGGCGCAGGACGCCUGCCCGUGACCCGCUGCCUGGCUAGCUAGCCGCCACGCGCACAUCGGGAGAGACACGCUCACACACGGACGUAACCGUGGCAUGUCUACCACCGCUGCCAACGCCGGCGAGGAGAAGCAUCGGCAUAUGCAGGGCGGCUGAGCUCAUUCCAAGUCCGUCGGUGCUGCCGGCCCGGCGAGAGCCCGUGCAUGUUAGCGACACUCGCUCCGGACGGGGUGUCGAUAUUAUGUGCAGCGGCUGGCUUACCGGGCCUUAUUCCACUCCCGUUGGUGCGAACGCCUCGGGCCAAGUCGAGCCCUCGUCCGGUAGAUAAUUGUUGUUGUUACCGUGCGCGGCUGAUCCGCGGAUGCAGGAGAGCCAGAGGCAGCGCUCACCAUCGCAGCCGGCUCGAGCUGGCGGCGCGGGCAGCCUCGCCAGGCCAACCAUGAGGGUCGAGCCCGUCAAGAUGUGCACUCCCGUCGAGGAGAGGCUCGAGCAAAACCUCAAGAUACGAACAGGAAUAGUAGGAAUCAGCGAUGGCAAAAUCAAGCCAAUACCUACAAGACUCCAUCUCACGAUGGAGGUCCUGAAACUUCAGCGUGAAGAAGUAGAGCAAACGAACCACAAGAUACCCACGGAUACGAAGGAACGAAUGGUACAAAUAACGCGUCAGAAGGUGGGUGGGCUAGGCUUGAGUAUAAAAGGUGGAGCGGAACACAAAUUGCCUGUCCUCAUAUCGAGAAUCUACAAAGGCCAGGCAGCUGAUCAGAGUGGACAGCUCUUCGUCGGCGAUGCCAUUAUCAAAGUAAAUGGAGAAUACAUAACCGCGUGCAAUCACGACGACGCUGUUAAUAUUCUGCGAAAUGCUGGUGACAUCGUAGUUUUGACUGUUAAGCACUACAGAGCGGCGAAGCCAUUUUUACAAAAGACAGAAAAAGAAGAAAAACUGGACAACGCCAGCAACGGGGCCGCAGAGGACGGCUGGGUGUCCCCGAGCAAGCUGCUCGCGAGCAGCCCAAAGUUGGGGGGUGGUCACAGUAGGCAGGGCUCGAACGCCUCGACGAGCUCCGCCAAACAAAAAAAAUGGGUCGACGUCGUCACAGUGCCCUUGAUGAUGGCGUACGUCACGAGGUACAUAUUCGGCACUGAUAAACUCCGACGCAACGCCUUCGAGGUGCGAGGCCUCAACGGCGCGCGGACGGGCGUCAUUCACUGCGACGACAAUGCUAUUCUCAGCCAGUGGCUUAAAUAUAUUUCCGACAACAUCACCAGCUUGACUUACCUCCAGAUGAAGUUGUACAAUCGAAAUUUCGGGGUCGGCGAGCGAAUCGAGUACAUGGGCUGGGUGAACGAGGCGGUCAGCAACAACAACCAGAUGUGGCAGAGCUACAGGCCAAGGUUCUUGGCUCUCAAGGGUCCGGAUCUGCUGCUCUUCGAGACACCACCGUGCAACAUCGGCGACUGGUCACGUUGCGCCCUGACCUUCAAGGUCUACCAGACCUUGUUUCGGGUGAUGCGCGACUCGGAGAACGUGGACGAGCGCCAGCACUGUUUCCUGGUCCAGAGCCCGGGCAAGCCGCCCCGGUACCUGAGUGUCGAGACGCGCCAGGAGCUGCUGCGCAUCGAGGCCGCCUGGCACACAGCCGUAUGCUCGGCCGUCACGCAUCUCAAGAGCAAGACUUUCUCCGUAUCACUAAAUGGAAAAGCAGCCGGUCUGACGUUAGAUUGGUCUCAAGGAUUCACUUUGACAUUCGAAGGAACGGCGGAUCCUGUGUGGAGGUACAAAUUCCAUCAGCUCCGAGGAUCCAGCGACGAUGGAAAAAGCAAGCUCAAACUGCAUUUCCAAGAGCACGAUAGCAUUGCUAUUGAAACUAAGACUUGUAAUCAGCAACCGGAAUCAGAUGCUGAUGCUAGUCCUUCAAAUACUUUAUUGGUAAAGUAA